Messenger RNA from Fonsecaea pedrosoi CBS 271.37, 879 nucleotides. RefSeq lists its product as uncharacterized. The coding region runs from base 1 to 879 and encodes 292 amino acids. Lineage: Eukaryota; Fungi; Ascomycota; Eurotiomycetes; Chaetothyriales; Herpotrichiellaceae. The record is from RefSeq and is a predicted model, not a curated record. The transcript has a single exon.
AUGUCUUCCCUCCGAGCAGCAGUUUACGUUGCACCGGCUAUCCCAUGGUACAAGCCAAAUGGUGUGGAAGGCGGACCAUGGUCACCCAUCUCUUCCACGCUGAUCUACGGGGAGCGGGAAGCUGUCCUGGUUGAUACCCCCAUCACUACUGAGCAAACUCGAGAAUUGGCAGAUUGGAUUGCGAGAACUUUGGGCCCGUCGAAACGACUGACCAGCUUAUACAUCACACAUGGCCAUGGCGAUCACUGGUUCGGCAUCCCGACAUUAGUUUCACGGUUUCCUGGCUUGACUGUCGUUGCUACUAAAGGGACAAUAUCACACAUGCGAGAUGAAGCAUCGCCUCAAGGUUUCAAGAGAUGGAACUCGCAGUUUCCCAAUCAGAUUGACCAACCAUUCCGAUUCGACGUUAUCCGUGAACUACCUGCGUCUGGUGAAUUCUUGCUGGAAGAUCACCUCAUUAAAGCUAUUGAGGUCGGGCAUUCGGAUACUCACCAUUCCACAAUUCUUUGGGUUCCCGAUCUUAAGCUCGCGGUGUGCGGGGAUGUUGUUUAUGGGGAAGUUCAUCAAAUGCUGGCAAUUGCGAACAAGAAAGAGCUCCGAGAGGAAUGGAUCCGUGCAGUCGAGAAGGUGCAAGGCCUACGGCCUGAAUUGGUCGUUCCAGGGCAUCAGAAACCGGGAGAAAUGCAUGGAACAUGGCAUUUGGAGAAUACAAAGCAAUAUAUUAAGGAUUUUGCAUAUCUGGUUGAGUCAGGGGAGGCUAAUGAUGCGAGAUCACUCAGCGGGAAAAUGAUGGACAAAUAUCCGAACCGAUUCAAUAAAGGUGCCUUGGUGGCUAGCAGUGUAUCGGCCUUUGCGCUGCAGAAGAAACCCAGUCUCUAG